Molecule: messenger RNA, 261 nt
Organism: Bipolaris zeicola 26-R-13
Lineage: Eukaryota; Fungi; Ascomycota; Dothideomycetes; Pleosporales; Pleosporaceae
Exons: 1
Coding region: 1-261 (86 amino acids)
Source: RefSeq, a predicted model, not a curated record
AUGGUUGUAUUCAAUUUUACACAAAAAGGUGCCAAAUUCACCGACGACACCUAUACCGUUUCAACAUCUCGUUUAUACAUCCACUUGUCACAUUUGUCAUCGCCGCACACACACACACACAUACACGACUCAGCCAAGCGACCCCUCUCAUGGUGCUAUGUUUGUGGACGAGAAAAUCUAGCCAAGGGACAUUUGUGGGGAACAUAUAUAAAAAAUCCCCCUGGGUCAAACGCUCAAGGUUGCGGGGGAGGGAGUCGUUAA